ACACAUCUCGGUGGUUGAAAUUAUACCUAGAAAACCAAAAACGCUUACAAUAAAUACUAUAUAGUAUACCAUAAAUACAUAUAGCAAGCAAUAGCAAUAUACAAGCAGCACAACAGCUAAAAGCCACAGCUAACUACCUAAGCGCUUUUUCUGUUGAAAACUGCCAGCCAGUCAGCCUGCCCGAUUGAUUGUAUAGUCGUCAGCCGCCACAGCGUGCACAUUGCCGAAGCAAGCAAGCAAGCAAGCAAACAAUAAAAUAAUAAAGUAUCUAUCAUCUGCGCCUACCUAUAGCCACACAGCUAGCUUUUAGUGCCCUGCUUGCUGCUUAAAAACGCAUUAGAGCGAUAGAGAAGACAAGCGUCAAGAGCGUGUGUACUGUCUUCGUCCUCGCUGUUGCAACGCAACGAUACGCCUUCGGCUGUAUACUACACGAACAUUCGUAUUCCUUGUUGGUGUUGUUCUCAUUGUUGUUGUAGUUGUGUAGCACUGUAGAUACAGAUACAUUUACGUAUAAAGUAUCUACGUAUCGCACAGAACACAGAACGCAGAACAGAGCUCAGCAGCAAAUAACAUUUCAGAAGUUAAAUACACAUCGCAAACGACAGUCUCGAACAGUGUGUCUGUGUGCUUCGUACUGAGUGGAUCGUCAACGCAAAAAAAGAUUUGUACGCGUCUUGUGUUUCAAAAGCAAAUCAAAUAAAAUUUGUAAAAAUACAAACUACAUAAUUAAAAAAUAAAAAAAAUAAUAAUAACCGCGCACGCAGUUAUAUAAGUUAACUAUAAAUUAAUAUAAAAUAUUAUAAAACUACACAGAACAAAUCAAAGAAAAAUGUCAGCCGCCACAGAACAACAGAAUAACGGUGAUGUCGCUGUUGAGAAAGUUGCCGCCGAUGCCGUUGAUGCGGCAGCAGCCGUUAAGGAAGAUCUCAAAAAGCCUGCCGUCGACGAAACAGUAGCGGCCGCCGACAAUGGUACAGCGUCAAAAGGUGACGAUGAGGAAGCCAACGAUGCCGCCGCACCCGUCAAAGGGCAAGUGAAAGGAACAAAACGGCCCGCCGAUGCGAAAUCCGCUGAAUCAAAGAAGGCCAAAAAAGAAAAGGCCGCCGAUGUCGAUUCAGAUGAUGAGGAGGUUUUAGAAGAGAUCACCGAGGGUGAUAGUGAAAUUGAAAGUGACGAAUAUGAUAUCCCCUACGAUGGUGAGGAGGAAGACCUCGAAUGUGACGAUGAUGACGACGAUAACGACGACGGCUCCGGUUCCGAUGAUCAGGCGUAAUAAUAAUAUAGUAGUCAAAACACAUUUAAAUUAAAUAUUAAACAAACAAACAAACAAAAAAAAAUAUAUAAAAAAUGCAAGAAAACUUAAAAAACUGCAAAACAAAAAAAUGUAAUAACACAAACAAAGAAACAAAAACAAAAAUGAUGAAGUAAAAGAGCAAGAAGUAUAUAAUUAUUAUGUUAAGAAAUACUUUUUAAUUUCUUAUUUUAUUUUAAUUGUAUUAUGUGUAAUUUUUUUUAUAAAAAAAUAAGAGAAUGAUGAUGAACAACAAAAUGAAAAAAAGGCGAAAAAACCCACAAA
Molecule: messenger RNA, 1576 nt
Organism: Zeugodacus cucurbitae (melon fly)
Lineage: Eukaryota; Metazoa; Arthropoda; Insecta; Diptera; Tephritidae
Gene: Bacc
Product: bacchus
Exons: 3
Coding region: 830-1273 (147 amino acids)
Source: RefSeq, a predicted model, not a curated record